This is a messenger RNA of Rosa chinensis, 667 nucleotides long. Its product is annotated as autophagy-related protein 8i. NCBI's taxonomy places the organism in Eukaryota, Viridiplantae, Streptophyta, Magnoliopsida, Rosales, Rosaceae. Bases 95 to 451 code for a protein of 118 amino acids. The transcript has 5 exons. Gene Ontology annotation, biological process: cellular response to nitrogen starvation. The record is from RefSeq and is a predicted model, not a curated record.
ACACGUAAACAAUAAUUCCCUCAUUUUCCCCUUUUCAUUGGUUUUCUUCUUGUACUCUCUCUCCCUCUCUCUCAAGAAAAAAGCAAACGACUUUAUGGGCAAGAUCAAGUCUUUCAAGCAGGAGUUCUCUUUCGAUGAGCGUCUUGAAGAAUCAAAGAACAUCAUUGGAAAAUACCCAGAUCGAGUUCCGGUUAUCAUUGAAAGAUAUUCGAGGACAGACCUGCCUGAAAUGGAAAAGAAAAAAUACCUGGUUCCUAGAGAUAUGUCUGUUGGCCAGUUUAUCCAUAUUUUAAGCAGCCGGCUUCAACUGACUCCUGGAAAAGCGCUUUUUGUAUUUGUGAAGAACACAUUACCUCAAACAGCAAGUCGUAUGGAUUCCAUUUACGAAAGUUACAAGGAAGAUGAUGGAUUUCUGUAUAUGUGUUACAGCAGUGAGAAAACCUUUGGCUAAUCAUUUCUAAUUAUCUAAUAGUUCAUACCUGUAAGUAUUUAUCAUUCUCACUUGUUCUGAACACAGACGCCUGUGUGGCCCUGUAAUUUCAUGUUCCUUGUAUAUUUUAAUUUCUUCCCUUUUCUGUAAAGCUCAUAACCUGUAAUAAUAAUGCCAUAUUAUCUUUCCCAUUACUCAAUUAAUACAUCCAUCACAUUGGUGGCUUUCACAAGAAAA